Messenger RNA from Ctenocephalides felis (cat flea), 1299 nucleotides. RefSeq names its product ATP-binding cassette sub-family A member 3-like. Gene Ontology annotation, cellular component: intracellular membrane-bounded organelle; membrane. Lineage: Eukaryota; Metazoa; Arthropoda; Insecta; Siphonaptera; Pulicidae. Bases 1 to 1299 code for a protein of 432 amino acids. Gene Ontology annotation, biological process: lipid transport; transmembrane transport. The transcript has 9 exons. The record is from RefSeq and is a predicted model, not a curated record. Gene Ontology annotation, molecular function: lipid carrier activity; ATP hydrolysis activity; ABC-type transporter activity.
AUGGAGUCUAUGAAAGAUCAAUUUCAGUUCUCAACCACCGAAGUGGAUGAAGACAUGUUCACAGAGUUGUUAAACUUGGCGGAUGAAGACUUCGAAAGAUUUUGUUACGAUGUGAAGAUUGGAGUUGAUAUUAACGAACAAAAAGAUGAUGAUGGAACGUUGUUUCACAAUAUUCGACCUGGUCAAUGCUUUGGCAUUUGCGGGGAAGAUGGUCCAAGCAAAAGAGUACUAUACGAAAUAUUAGUUGGCUUAGAUAAUCCAUCGGCAGGUGAUGCUUAUUUGAUGAACUUAAGCCUUAUGAAAGAUAGAAAAAAAUAUAUGAGAAAUAUCGGUUUUAGUCCAUGUGAAAGUGCUUUAUUUACUGCUCUGACUGGACGAGAAGUUGUGACAUUUUUCACAUCAUUGCUAGGAUUAUCUCGCCAUUAUCAGGCAAAGGAAAUCGAUUUUUGGAUUUCAUUUUUAGGAUUAACUAAAAUACAGGACUAUCCUUGCUACAGAUACGCACCAGGAAUAAAAAUGAAAAUGAGUAUUUUCAUAGCAUAUUUAUCAAACGCACCAAUAAUAAUUUUGGACCACCCAACAAAGUCUGUUGACCCAGUAUCGAAACAUGGCAUUUAUACUUUAUUGGAGUAUGUUCAAAGAUCAGGAAAGGCGAUCGUUAUGAUAUCAGACAGCAUGUCCGAUUGUGAUUUGUUAUGCUCCCGAUUGGCGAUUUUAGCAAGAGGCCAAUUCAAAUGUAUUGGAAAAAUACAAGAUUUGAAAGAGCGAUUUGGUGUUGGAUACACGGCGAUAGUUAAAACUAGAGCAACAGACAGUGGAGAAUUUAAUAUGAAGCUCCAAGAUUUAAAAUCAGAUCUGACCGUGAGACUGACUGGCCAAUUGAGAAGUAGCGUUGCAGGAGUAUUGCACUACCAGCUGAUGGAUCCAAAACUCAACUGGGCAUCUAUUUUUCGUUCCAUGGAGUUGCUGAAGGAGACCCAUGAUAUUGUAGAAGAUUAUGCGGUGACAGAAUGUUCUUUACAAGAAAUGUAUUUCCAUUUUACCGAAGCAUGGAAGAAAAAUGCACCAAAGACUUUCGAAAAACCACCGAGCAAAAAACAAGUAAUGAAAGCCUUCGAGAUCAAAUUGGAACGCGAAAAGGUCAAGAGCAAGAAAAGAGUCAUUUUGGAUUUGAAAAGAAUGGGUUCUAUGGAUUCCAUAGAUUAUGGAUACCACAGGCCAAGGAGAUUCCUAAGGUGCGCUGAAGAAUACGAAAACAAGCCAAAACCGCCGAUGGCAAAAACUUGUGUUAUUUCGUAA